CUGAUUUUAAUUCGCAUUUCUUGUCAAAGAUGUGAGGACUGCCUCUUGUCAUCUUUCUGUGGACGCAGCAUGGCGCAGGAGGAGGACGAACACAGCCUGGAGGCGAAAUUUGCCGCCGCGGUUAAAGUGAUCCGGAGUUUGCCAGAAGAAGGUCCUUUCCAGCCAUCUGAUGACAUGAUGCUGAUGUUCUACAGUUACUACAAGCAGGCCACCCUCGGACCCUGCCGCAUCCCCAGGCCCAACGGCUUUUGGGAUAACCGAGGCAAAGCUAAAUGGGAUGCGUGGAAGUCUCUGGGAAACAUGACAAAGGAGGAGGCCAUGAAGAAUUAUAUCGAGGAUAUCCAGCUGAUUCUGGAGACCAUUCCGGUCUCGGACGACGUGUCCGAGCUCGUGCAGAUGCUCGGCAGCUUCUACACGGAGGUGAACGGAGAGGGAGAAGAAGUGGAGGAAAAUGAAGUGGACAAGAGAGCUUUCACGAGGCCCUUUGCGGGACAAGCAGAUGAGCUGCUCAGAUCCAUUAAGAAACCAACAAUGGAAGGCUAUGGGGAUUUGUGGGAUGAUAUACAAAACGUCCAAGAGAUAGACAAAGACGGCAGCGCGCGUAGACUCAGUGUCAGUAACGAGGAGGGAAGCAAAGAAAGCAGCCAAGUGGAGAUGAAAGAGGGGAGUAGCGAUUGGUGGAGAAGUGAGGAGGAGGAGGAGGAGGCGGAGGCGGAGGAAGAGGACAUCCGAAGAGAAGAGGAAGACACGGAGGUGGAAAGAGGCUGGAGCCCCGACCCCAGGUUUUUGAUGGUGGACGACAAGAGGUGGAGGUCCGACACCAAGAGCUCCCUUAGCAGCGCGGAGCCCAGCACGUCCUCCGUCACCAAUGAAACCCACAGCUCCCUCAACAGCGAGCUGGAGGAGGAGGAACUGAUCUACUCCAUCGAGCCCUGCGCCCAGCAGAACCCGUACAUGCACUUUAACGGACACCUCAGUGAUCACAGCGAUCCUGCCCCUGAAGUGACCCAUCGAUCUGCGGACUCUGAUAACGAGGAGUUCUGUGACUCCAUGGAGCACCUGGCGAUGGAAGAGAAGCGGCUGUCUACGUCCAGGGGCCAGUCGCCGGGACCUGGGGCCGCCCCGGCCAGGCCGAGCGAUCUUUGGUUCGAGAGCAGCACCACCCUGAAAGAGGCCGAAGAGGACAGACGCUCGGACGAUUUCUGCGUGAAAGAUGGGCUCAGUCGCAGUUUAGACAGCGGCUCCUUGUCAAGAAGAGGCAGAGGCUCCCGGUCACCGCGGUCAGCGUGCAGAUCUCUGCGGUGCGUGAGCGCGGACGCCACGUGUGGCCGCGCGCCGCGGGGCGGACAUCCCUUCCCGGCGGCCAGGGAAAGCGUCAACGAGCAGAUCGCGGUGGCUCUGCUGAGGCUGCGGCACGACAUGGUGGACGUGAUGCACAGGCUGCAGGCCCUGGAGCAGCUGACCAGGUCACAGGUCAGCCACGCCGUCUGCUGCAUUUCCGGUGGUGCUGGCUGCACUCUGGCCUCUGAUCACUCAUUGGCUAGUCCUGCUUUAUCUACAACGGAAGAGAAGGUGACCCUACCUCUCAGCCACCUCAUCAACAUCCUCCACUCGCUUAAGAGCUCAGUGGGAAGCAGCAGCAGUGCCACCUGCAAGUCAAGAAAACACAAGGAGCAUGCUGCAGAUGUCGAGCUCCAUUGUACAGAGCCCGUGUGGAACCCACGAGAAUUGGGGUUUUCAGACCUCGGAAAACAGCAGCUGGAAGAGCUGGUGAGCUGUGUGUUACCCUGCUUGAGCCCAAAGGACUCGCCACCUCCUUUUGGUGGUCCGACGCCUUGGAGGACCAGCUAUGUCUCCGCUCACUCCUUUUACAACAAUAAGCAUGGGGCAUCUAUGUCUGCCCCGUUCUUCUCAAAAGGUCAGCGGUCCCCUCUCCAGAAUGUCAGCACAGAACUUCAACACUGGCCAGUGUUUCUUCAAAGCCGAGGCUUUAAAACUUUACGGAACAGAACCAGACGGGUGCAGUCGGCCUACGACCGUCCCGUGGACUCUGAUGCUUUUACACCCUCCUUCAUGAAGGGCUUCCUCACACGCGACAAGGGCGUCGAAGUCGAGAGCCUGGACGGCCUGUUGAAGAAUAAGGGCGUGCCCGACGCACAGCAGGAUUCCUUCAAGAGGGGGUUCGCUGAAGGUUUCCUCAAGGCCCAAGCCCUCACGCAGCGAACUCAAGGCAGACUCUCUGAGGAGGACACGUCUGAUCCUGCUGUGCGGUUCCGAACCACAUCAGGCCUCGACUCAGCGGUGGACCCGGUGCAGAUGAAGAACGUGACGUUUGAGCACGUGAAAGGAGUGGAGGAGGCCAAAAACGAGCUGCAGGAAGUGGUGGAGUUCCUGAAGAACCCUCAGAAGUUCACCGUCCUGGGGGGAAAGCUGCCGAAAGGUGUUCUGCUCGUGGGCCCUCCCGGGACUGGGAAAACCCUGCUGGCCAGAGCGGUGGCGGGAGAGGCGGACGUGCCCUUCUACUACGCCUCCGGCUCAGAGUUUGACGAGAUGUUUGUCGGAGUGGGAGCCAGCCGCAUCAGGAACCUUUUCAGGGAGGCUAAAGCCAACGCUCCCUGUGUGAUCUUCAUCGACGAGCUGGACAGCGUGGGUGGGAAAAGGAUCGAGUCGCCCAUGCACCCUUACUCCAGACAAACCAUCAACCAGCUGCUCGCUGAGAUGGAUGGGUUUAAGCCAAACGAAGGCGUGAUCAUCAUCGGAGCAACCAACUUCCCAGAGGCUUUGGACAAUGCCCUGAUCCGCCCGGGACGCUUCGACAUGCAGGUCACAGUGCCCAAGCCAGACGUGAGAGGACGCACAGAGAUCCUCAACUGGUACCUGAAGAAGAUCAAAGUGGACCCAGCUAUCGAAGCCAACAUAAUCGCUCGGGGUACCGUGGGCUUCUCGGGCGCCGACCUGGAAAAUCUGGUCAACCAGGCGGCCCUGAAGGCAGCGGUGGAUGGAAAAGACAUGGUCACGUUGAAGGAGCUGGAGUUUGCGAAAGACAAAAUCCUCAUGGGUCCCGAGAGACGGAGUGCAGUGAUUGACAAGAAGAACAAGCUCAUCACGGCUUACCACGAGUCCGGUCACGCCAUUGUGGCGUACUACACCAAAGAUGCCAUGCCGAUCAACAAAGCCACAAUCAUGCCCCGAGGCCCCAGCUUAGGACAUGUGUCCAUGCUGCCAGAGAACGACCGGUGGAGUGAGACUCGCUCCCAGCUCCUGGCGCAGAUGGACGUCAGCAUGGGCGGCCGCGUAGCGGAGGAGAUCAUAUUCGGCCACGAGUACAUCACGACGGGAGCCUCGAGCGACUUCGACAGCGCCACCAAGAUUGCCAAGAUGAUGGUAACCAGAUUCGGAAUGUGCGAAAAGCUGGGCGUGAUGACCUACACCGACAUGACGGCGCAGAGCCCCGAGACGCAGGCCGCCGUGGAGCACGAAAUCCGAGUGCUACUGAAGGAGUCCUACGAGCGAGCCAAAGCCCUGCUGAAGUCUCACGCCAAGGAGCACAAGAACCUGGCCGACGCUCUGCUCACGUACGAAACGCUGGACGCCAAAGAGAUCCAGCAGGUGCUAGAGGGCAAAACCCUGCAGACCAGAUGAAAGCAGCAGGCCCGGGUCAGACCUAAUGGCUGACUACUGCUCAUCUUCCCACCUUCAGGCUGUUCCCCUUCGUGGAGUCCCAUCAGUAGUCCUGUUGAAAAAAAACUAAACUAAAAACAAACUCCACCCUGACUUCCCUGUGCUGAGACAUAAGCAGUUUUUUAUGUGGUGCACAGAAUCAUUACAUCUUAAGCUUGUUGCUCAGGUCACUUUAUUAGUUUGUGGGAGGAAAUGAUUCGUGAAUGUAAAUAUGGCCGGCGUCCCAAUAGACUUAUCAUUUAAAAGCUGCAACGUUAAUCCAAAGACUUUGCUUUACUGUCCUGGUAAAAAAGAGCUGAACUCACAUAUGUGUGUGUGUUUGGAUGUGUUUUUUUUUUUUGUUUUUUUUCAGCUGGUGUUACUCUGAUGAAGCUUUUCCCUCCAAGAAUUUGUUCUGAUCACACAGCCCUCACUUCUGCUUACAGGUGGCCUUUUGGCUGGGGGGGGGGUUUAAAGAGGGAGGCGUGUAAAGUGGAGCUGACAGAUGACGAUGUCUCUGUGCACACAAGUAGUUCAUUUGCCCAAAUUUGUGUGUGCUGAAUGUCUGUUCCCACUGUGUGUGGGAGAUCAACAUUGACAGUAUGAAUUUGCUUUAAAAAUAAACUCUAAGUGAGUCGGUUUGCAGCAUCUUUUACUUAGUUUUCUUUUUGAUUCCCCUCCGCCUCACUCUUAACACAUAUUAUUCUCUGUUCAUUAACCCGUUCUCCUUGUUUUAAGGUGUGUGUGUGUAUAUAUGAACGGAAUGUGACAAGAACAUUGUAUAUAAAUGUAUAGUUAUGCUCUUAUGCUGUGUACACAGUGAAUGGCUGUAGAUCUUAACAGUGCGAUGACAUUCUCAAAAAUAUCAUGUGCAACUGAAAUAAAGAAGUCAAAUCUGAAGA
This is a messenger RNA of Menidia menidia (Atlantic silverside), 4562 nucleotides long. The record is from the annotation of a GenBank genome assembly. NCBI's taxonomy places the organism in Eukaryota, Metazoa, Chordata, Actinopteri, Atheriniformes, Atherinopsidae.